Messenger RNA from Humulus lupulus (European hop), 597 nucleotides. Its product is annotated as proteasome subunit alpha type-7-like. Gene Ontology annotation, cellular component: proteasome core complex, alpha-subunit complex; nucleus; proteasome core complex. The coding region runs from base 1 to 597 and encodes 198 amino acids. Lineage: Eukaryota; Viridiplantae; Streptophyta; Magnoliopsida; Rosales; Cannabaceae. The record is from RefSeq and is a predicted model, not a curated record. The transcript is spliced from 6 exons.
AUGGGCCGAGAUCAACAGGAAGCGUUCUCGUACAGGAGCCUGGACUCGUCUCAUUUGGACUGCAGGAGGAGGCACAAUGACGGAAGGCACCGCAAACUUAGCGGCUUGAUUCAGUCUGACCUCAGAAGAACGGUGAGGAAGAUUGUGAAUUUGGAUGAUCACAUUGCAUUGGCCUGUGCUGGGCUCAAAGCUGAUGCUCGUGCCUUGAUAAACAAGAAGUAUACACAAAGUGGUGGUGUUAGACCGUUUGGGCUUUCAACUUUGAUUAUUGGCUUUGACCCAUACACAGGUGCACCGGCACUAUAUCAGACAGAUCCUUUUGGGACAUUUUCAGCCUGGAAAGCAAAUGCCACUGGAAGAAACUCUAACUCAUUACGUGAGUUUCUUGAGAAAAACUACAAGGAGACAGCUGGGCAAGAAACCGUCAAGCUCGCCAUUCGUGCUUUGCUUGAGGGGAAUCAGCAACGAAGAGAAAGUACAUCUGAGGCAAAAACUGUUAUUGGUUUAAUGGUAUUGGUUUGCCACUAUUGUUUUGAUAAAGCCUUUGACAAGUUCUAUGACAUGUACAAUGCAACUUGGAAAGGUUAUGGGUUGUAG